CGGAGCUGAAAUAAACGUAGAGCACGAAGAAGGAUUCUCUUUUCUUCCCGAACGAGCGCCUUCACGUGUGCUAUCACGAUGUCGCUAUCUACAGCUCGACCUUUAGUCACUGUGCAUUUUGAGAAGUCUGAGACUCCUCAGACGAUCUCUCUGCCUGCAGUCUUCAAGGCUCCCAUUCGCCCUGAUGUGGUAAAUUUCAUUCACCAGCAGGUGUCUAUGAAUCAUAGGCAACCCUAUGCUGUAUCAAAAGAAGCAGGACAUCAGACUUCUGCUGAAUCAUGGGGUACUGGACGUGCUGUGGCACGUAUCCCCCGUGUUCGUGGUGGUGGUACUCACCGCUCUGGUCAGGGUGCAUUUGGUAACAUGUGCCGUGGUGGCCGAAUGUUUGCUCCAACUAAGCCAUGGAGACGUUGGCACAGACGCGUCAAUGUUAACCAGAAGAGAUACGCAGUUGUCUCAGCAAUUGCUGCUUCUGGUGUGCCAGCUCUUGUAAUGUCAAAAGGACACAUGAUUCAAGAAGUACCUGAGUUCCCACUGGUUGUAUCAGACAAAGUGCAGGCUCUUCAAAAAACUAAGGAUGCCGUGGCUUUCCUUAGAAAAAUCAGAGCCUGGAACGAUAUCAAGAAGGUGUACAAGUCUCAGCGACUUCGUGCUGGCAAAGGUAAAAUGCGCAACCGCAGACACAUCCAACGUCGUGGACCGUUGAUAGUGUAUGGCAACGAUGAGGGUCUCAGCAAGGCCUUCCGCAACAUCCCUGGUGUUGAUGUAAUGAACAUCAACAAGCUGAACUUGUUGAAGUUGGCACCUGGUGGCCAUGUUGGUCGUUUUAUCAUCUGGACCAAAUCUGCAUUUGAGAAACUUGAUGCCCUCUGGGGAACCUGGCGCAAGGAAAGCGAGCUCAAGAAGGGCUACAAUCUGCCAAUGCCAAAAAUGGCUAACACGGAUUUGGCCAGACUUCUGAAGUCUGAUGAAAUUCGUAAAGUCCUAAGGGCACCUAAGAGGCGAGUGAUAAGGAAGGUUAAGAAACUUAACCCUCUGAAGAAUACCAGGGCUAUGCUUAAGCUCAACCCAUACGCUGCUGUAACCAAGCGUGCAGCUAUCCUUAAGGUUGCCAAGAGGCAAGAUGAGAGAGAUCUCACCUUGGCUAAGAAACGUGGUAUCACACUCCCAGAAACCGACUCAGCUGUUAAACAUCAAAAGACUAAGGAGAAGCGAUCUAAGCUUCUAGCUAAAAAUGUGGCUGCCAAAGCAAAAAAAGAAAAGAAGGCAGCAGCCCCAGCAAAGAAAGCCGCACCUGCAGCUAAAAAACCAGUUGCCGCCAAGAAGUAAAGCUUAGACGUUUUUGUUUAUUAACUUAUAUAAUAAAACAAAACAAAAAAUAUAAA
Molecule: messenger RNA, 1385 nt
Organism: Trichogramma pretiosum
Lineage: Eukaryota; Metazoa; Arthropoda; Insecta; Hymenoptera; Trichogrammatidae
Product: 60S ribosomal protein L4-like
Exons: 8
Coding region: 79-1329 (416 amino acids)
Biological process (GO): translation
Cellular component (GO): ribosome; cytosolic large ribosomal subunit
Molecular function (GO): RNA binding; structural constituent of ribosome
Source: RefSeq, a predicted model, not a curated record